AUGGCUGUACGCGAUACAUGGUUGUCUCGCAUUAGUAAUUAUUAUUUUUUAAGUUCAAAACCAUAUCCAUAUUUGCCAGUUACCGUUAUUCCAAAUACGCAGGAAGAUUAUUUAUCAAACAUGAAUAAGACGUUUUAUGGCUUAGAGAUUAUUUAUAAACAUCAACAAAAAAAACCUGAGCAUCAACGGCAGAAGUGGUUUUAUAUAAUUGGAUGUGAUACAUAUGUUGACGUAAAUCAUCUGUUGAAACGUUUAGAUCCAUUUGAUUACAAAGAAGUCUAUUUCAUUGGAGGAUACACACUUUCAAAAAUGUGCUGGGGUGAAAACGGUACACAGUUUCCAGUUGAGUUUGUCGCUGGCGGCCCUGGUAUUCUUUUGAGUUAUAAACUCUUGGAAGUGUUGCGAUCAAUUAUGUUACCGUACUUUGAAAACGUAUGGCCCAAAGACAAUCCUUGGUCUGAUGUUGCCUUAUCUUGUAUGAUUAAAAAGUUAGGUUAUAACUCAACAAUUGUCCCUGGUUUUUAUGCUUUUACUCCAGCACGUACAUUCGGAACAAACGGACAUAAGCAAGUGCAGAACGAUUUCGAGCCAAAUAACUGGCAUUAUGUUCCCCAUCAGCAAAUGUAUGAAUUAGAUGAAUAUCACGUUUUCCACUACAUUGACAGACUUGUUAAUGAUCAGAACUGGCUUGAGCUCACACAAUUCACGCGAGACUUUGUAGCUAGUCAUUACGAGGUGUUAAGAAAAAAAAACCAAGAAUGUGAACUGCCAAAAAUAUAA
Didymodactylos carnosus is the source of this 780-nucleotide messenger RNA. Lineage: Eukaryota; Metazoa; Rotifera; Eurotatoria; Philodinida; Philodinidae. The record is from the annotation of a GenBank genome assembly.